AUGGAUAAGUCGAUUGCCAAAGGUCUGAGCGACAAACUAUAUGAAAAACGGAAGGCUGCUGCCUUGGAGUUAGAAAAGUUGGUUAAACAAUGUGUCUUGGAGGGUGAUUAUGAUCGCAUUGACAAGAUAAUAGACGAAUUGUGCAGGGACUACGCAUAUGCAUUGCAUCAGCCCAUGGCCAGGAAUGCAGGAUUAAUGGGGUUGGCCGCGACCGCAAUUGCUCUGGGAAUAAACGAUGUUGGCCGCUACUUACGAAACAUCCUUCCUCCAGUGCUAGCGUGUUUUGGUGAUCAGAAUGAUCAAGUAAGGUUCUAUGCAUGCGAGAGUUUAUAUAACAUUGCGAAGAUUGCCAAGGGUGAAAUUUUGGUUUACUUCAAUGAAAUCUUCGAUGUGCUUUGUAAAAUCAGUGCUGAUACAGAGAACUCAGUCCGAGGGGCAGCUGAAUUACUAGAUCGUUUGAUCAAAGACAUUGUUGCAGAAAGAGCGUCUAAUUAUAUAAGCAUUGUGAAUAAUGGUUCUCAUGGUUUACUUCCAGCCAUAAAAACGGACCCGAUUAGUGGUGACGUUUACCAAGAGGAAUAUGAACAAGACAAUCAACUGGCGUUUUCCCUACCGAAGUUCAUUCCUUUGCUGACUGAGAGAAUCUAUGCAAUCAAUCCUGAUACCCGUGUGUUCUUGGUUGACUGGUUGAAAGUCUUACUCAAUACACCUGGAUUAGAGCUCAUAUCGUAUUUGCCAUCCUUUCUUGGGGGGUUGUUCACUUUCCUAGGUGACUCUCACAAAGAUGUAAGAACAGUUACUCAUACUCUUAUGGACUCACUAUUACAUGAAGUCGAUCGUAUCUCAAAAUUGCAGACUGAAAUAAAAAUUAAUAGACUGGAGAGGCUGAAGAUACUUGAAGAUAAAUACAAUAACAAUUCCACUCCAACUAAAAAAGCCGAUGGCGCACUCAUUGCUGAAAAGAAGAAAACAUUGAUGACUGCAUUGGGCGGGCUAUCUAAGCCGGUAAGUAUCGAAACUGAUGGAAGCGUAUCAAGCACAAAUGAAUCAAAUGAUGAAAGGCACCAAAAUAACCAGGAACAGUUAUUGGAUAGCGAGGCAUCUAGCCAAGAACCACUUCGUGAUGGCGAAGAAUACAUACCUGGCCAAGACAUCAAUCUAAAUUUUCCAGAAGUCAUUACAGUUUUGGUGAACAACCUAGCGUCUUCAGAGGCAGAGAUUCAAUUGAUCGCAUUGCACUGGAUACAAGUCAUUUUAUCUAUUUCACCGGACGUCUUUAUUCCAUUUCUCUCCAAAAUACUUUCUGUUCUGUUAAAACUAUUGAGCGACUCAGAUCCACACAUUACUGAAAUUGCUCAACUUGUCAACAAUCAAUUACUGUCACUAUGCAGCUCAUAUGCAAGCAAAGAAACGGAUGGCAAAAUCGCUUAUGGUCCCAUUGUUAAUAGUCUGACACUGCAGUUUUUUGACAGUAGGAUUGACGCCAAGAUUGCCUGUUUGGAUUGGCUUAUCUUGAUUUACCACAAGGCUCCAAACCAAAUUUUGAAACAUAAUGAUAGCAUGUUCUUAACUUUAUUGAAGUCCUUAUCCAAUAGGGACACGGUUUUGAUUGAGAAAGCUUUAAGCCUUUUGCAGAGCUUAUGUUCGGACUCGAAUGAUAAUUAUUUGCGCCAGUUUCUCCAGGAUUUAUUAACCCUAUUCAAGAGAGAUACCAAAUUGGUGAAAACUAGGGCAAACUAUAUCAUGAGACAAAUAUCUUCGCGCCUAUCACCAGAACGUGUUUAUAAAGUAAUGUCUAUUAUAUUGGAUAAUUAUAGUGACAUUACAUUUGUGAAAAUGAUGAUUCAGAUUUUAAGUACGAACCUAAUAACAUCGCCCGAAAUGUCCUCAUUGAGGAAUAAACUCAGGACUUGCGAGGAUGGCAUGUUUUUCAACAGCUUAUUCAAAUCUUGGUGUCCUAACCCUGUGUCAGUGAUAUCGCUGUGCUUUGUUGCGGAAAACUAUGAGCUAGCUUACUCGGUAAUACAAACAUAUGCGAAUUAUGAAUUAAAAUUGAAUGAUUUGGUGCAAUUAGAUAUCUUGAUACAGUUGUUCGAAUCACCAGUUUUCACAAGAAUGAGAUUGCAACUUUUAGAGCAACAAAAGUAUCCAUAUUUGCAUAAAUGCCUUUUCGGUAUACUAAUGAUCAUACCGCAAUCGAAGGCAUUUGAAACAUUGAAUAGGAGACUGAAUAGCCUAAACAUAUGGACAUCUCAAUCAUAUGUGAUGAACAGUUACGCAAAACAAAGAGAUAACACUAACUUCUGCGAUUCUAAUUCAGAUAUCUCACAAAGGUCCGUAAGCCAAAGUAAACUACACUUCCAAGAACUAAUAGAUCAUUUCAAAGCCACUUCUGAUGAAGAAGAGUACCCUUCUGAUAUGAUAAAACUCGACCAUGGGGCUAAUAACAAAUCACUUCUACUUGGAAAUUUCAUUGACGGUAUCGAUGAAGAUAAACAAGAAAUAGUCUCUCCAAUGUCCCCUAUGAAUGAGGCAAUUAACGAAGAAAUGGAAUCUCCCAAUGAUAGUAGUUCGGUAAUAUUAAAGGAUUCUAAUAGUCUACCAUUUAAUUCAAACAUGUCUGAUAAAUCAAAAAAAUAA
Molecule: messenger RNA, 2640 nt
Organism: Saccharomyces eubayanus
Lineage: Eukaryota; Fungi; Ascomycota; Saccharomycetes; Saccharomycetales; Saccharomycetaceae
Gene: VAC14
Product: Vac14p
Exons: 1
Coding region: 1-2640 (879 amino acids)
Biological process (GO): phosphatidylinositol biosynthetic process; positive regulation of kinase activity
Cellular component (GO): fungal-type vacuole membrane; PAS complex; endosome membrane
Source: RefSeq, a predicted model, not a curated record